This is a messenger RNA of Zingiber officinale, 1559 nucleotides long. Its product is annotated as homeobox-leucine zipper protein HOX4-like. Gene Ontology annotation, molecular function: sequence-specific DNA binding; DNA-binding transcription factor activity, RNA polymerase II-specific. The record is from RefSeq and is a predicted model, not a curated record. Bases 455 to 1270 code for a protein of 271 amino acids. The transcript is spliced from 3 exons. Lineage: Eukaryota; Viridiplantae; Streptophyta; Magnoliopsida; Zingiberales; Zingiberaceae. Gene Ontology annotation, biological process: positive regulation of DNA-templated transcription. Gene Ontology annotation, cellular component: nucleus.
GGAGGAAAACGUCCACACGAUGGCCCAUUGGUUUUGUCUUCUGAGUCGUAGCUAAAGAAGUUGAACAUGCGACCUGAUGUUUUCCCAAUAAAGUGAUCUGUUUGGAUACAAAAGUUAAAGCUUGCUUAGAUAAUCUCUCUUCUCUGCACCAACCACCAUCAUCUCCUCCACAUAAUAUUCUCUGUUAGAAAUUAGCAUUUGCAACUCAAUAACGAAACCUCCUUUUCUGAAUUAGGUUGCAUUUCAUUUAGGUGUUAUUUCACUUGUUCUCCCUGCUCUUAUUUAUAGACUGCUUGAUUACUGAAGCUCUGCUCUUGGUAUCUGUGUGCUCUGAGGGAAAUUGGAGAUGUGUGUGACGGAGGCUCGCAACGGAAGCUUUGCUUCUCGUGAGUAGCUCAGAAGCAUAAGGCAGAGGUAGAAGAAGGAGAACAAAUAAGAGACAGUGAAACAGAAUAUGAACAGGCUCAGCAGCUCAGGCUCCUUUUCAGGACAUGAAGGGAAAGAUGUUAGCUGUUCUGAAGAAAAAGAGAAGCAGGAAGAAAGAUUAAUAAUCCAGCAGUCUCUGUUUGCAGAUGGUGUGGAGGAGGGAGAAGAGGAGCUGUGCUCCUACGGACAGUCAUCGCUCGGAGAGAAGAAGCGCCGGCUGAGUGUCGAUCAAGUGAAAGCUCUAGAGAAAAAUUUUGAAACGGAGAACAAACUAGACCCGGAGAGGAAGGUGAGGCUGGCGCAAGAAGUAGGCCUGCAGCCGCGCCAAGUGGCGAUUUGGUUCCAGAACCGCCGCGCCAGAUGGAAGACGAAGCAGCUGGAGAGAGACUACGCCGUGCUGAAAGCCCGGCAUGAUGCGCUCAAGCUCGACUUCGAUGCGCUGCGCCAAGAGAAGGAGGCGCUCGAAGGAAAUGUGAAGGAGCUGAAGGCCGAGUUAGAGAGAUCUGCAACGAAGUCGAUCGAGAAAGGCGCGGAAGAAGAUAAAAGUUCAGUCUUUGUCUACAGAUACGGCGCUUCGGACAGCGAUUCCAGUGCUGUGUUCAACGACGAAACUAGUCCCCGUUCCGCGGCGGUGCUGGAGCCGCACGGUUUCAUGGGGCUCAGCUCUCAAAGCUCCUCCUUGUUCGAGAUCAAAGCUCAAGGCGAGAUGAUGAUGAACUACUCUGACGAGAAAUCCUUGUAUGGAGAUGAUCAGGAUCCCUGCAGUAGUUUCUUCUCUAAAGAAGCAGCGCCGAGCCUCUCCUGGUAUUAUUCCGAUGGGAAUGAUACGAUCUCUCUCGUGUAAACAAAAAUUUAAAAAAUUAAGAAAGUACUGUAAAUGGAGCUAGCUCUGCAAUGAUCGAUCUACAUGAUCAGAAACGUGUACUAAAGACAAAAGAGGGAGGAAAGAGGUCCAUCUCUCUCAUGGGAGGAAGCAAAAGAACAAGAAAAAUUUGCUGUCGAGCUAAUUAAAAAAAGUAUCUUGUUCAUGGAGUGGAUACAUGCAGAAAUGCUUCCGUUCGUUUCACCAUCAUCACUGUAUCUCUAUCAGGAACACUCCUAGUAAAAAAUUUAGAUUAUGAAUUUUCUUAUCA